Molecule: messenger RNA, 1782 nt
Organism: Purpureocillium takamizusanense
Lineage: Eukaryota; Fungi; Ascomycota; Sordariomycetes; Hypocreales; Ophiocordycipitaceae
Exons: 6
Coding region: 459-1376 (305 amino acids)
Molecular function (GO): zinc ion binding; DNA binding
Source: RefSeq, a predicted model, not a curated record
CCUCCUCCGUCGACUGGACCACACGUCCCGUCCCAACUUCCGCUCAACUUUCAUUCCAGCCCAUCAUCAACCUCACUUUUCACCCGUAACCCACGCCCCCGACGCGGACUCGAGCCUUUCAUUGAGCUUGCCGUCGACUAGGCAAAGUUUUGUGACGCGUGUCCGGCUCUCAUUUCUCUUUUGCCAGUCGAACCAACCAAAAGAAGUCGCGUCGACUUCUGGCGUCUUGUGCUGCCCGCCCGCCCCAGAAAAAAAAAGAGCUUGGAGCUCAAACUCGCAGCUUGAGCCAAGCUACCUACGCAGCCAGCUAGCAAACUAGCUAGCCAGCCCGUAAGCUCAUACGAAACGCAUUGGAGGAGCCUGGAGAAGCAUUCAACUCGAGCCACGCUAUACCUGUCGGCAGUUCCUCGCUCUGCCGGGAUUCACGCCUGGCGCUUCAUUCCAAUUUUCUCGUCGCCAUGCCGUACCGCAUUGAAAUAUCGCCCAACAACCGGGCCGGCUGCAAGGACACGGUAUGCAAGGCCACAAAGGAGAAGAUCCUCAAGGGCGAGAUCCGCUGCGGCAGCUGGGUCGAGAUCGACGAGCACGGAAGCUGGGCGUGGAAGCACUGGGGCUGCGUCUCAGGUUUUCAGCUGGUUAGCAUUCAAGACGCCUGCAGACAGGAUAGUGACGAGUACGACUUUGACGCCAUCGACGGCUACGAUGAGUUGAACGACCAUCCCGAGAUUCAAGAAAAGAUUCGCCGGUGCGUCAAGCAGGGCCACAUUGACCCCGAGGACUUCAAGGGUGACCCUGAGAAGAACAAGCCAGGCGAAAAGGGCAUCCGACUGACCGCCAAACAGCGGGAGAAGCUGGACAAGGAAGCCGCUGCCGCCGCCGGGGGCGAUUCGGAGGAUGAGGCGCCUCGCAAGAAGAAGGCGGGUAAGCGCGGCCGCAAGAAGGCCGAUGAUGAUGAUGAUGAGGAUGAGGAUGAGCCCGCUGCCAAAAAGUCCAAGACGGCCAAGGGAGGCAAAACGGCCAAGCCGGGCAAGUCUACUGCUGCCCCGGCCAAGCCGGCCCGUGGCAAGGCCGCCGCCAAGAAGGCCGCCGUCGAGAGCGACGAGGACGAGGGCUCCGAGGACGAAAAGGCCGCCAAGAAACCAAAGCCCAAGCCCAAGACAUCCAAGGCCGACACCAAGCCCGCCGUCAAGAAGGCUGGCAAGCCGUCCAAGGCUGCGGUCAAGGAUGAGACCGAAGACGAGAACGCUCCGUCGGCGUCCGAGGCCGAUGCUCCGCCCAAGAGGACUGCGGGAAGACGCAAGUCCAAGGCGGCGGCCGCCAAGGUCGAGGAGCCGGAGCCGGCGAAGCCACGCCGCGGUCGUCCCCGCAAGGCUUGAGCCGGCGGGAUGGCGGAGGAUGCUAGGAUGUCUUGCAGCCCGUUGGUCGACUAGGGCUUGCGAGACUACCAAUACCGGAUACUACAGUGCACAGACAGUUGGGCUUGACUUGAAAGGAGCGAAAGAUGUGGGGUGACGGCCCGGUCGACAUCGGGCUGGCCAGGCAGGCCAUGGAAAAGCAUUGUACGAUGGGAUUCACACGGACGCGAGGGAUGGGCUGAGUCUGAUGGAGUGAGCCCGGGCAUCAGAAGAAAGAAGUUGUCAUCUUUGUAACUAAUCCGCUCCGACGCGCAAGCUGUUUUUCUUUGUUUCUGCCACUUCGAUAUGGGCUGCUCGUCGCUGCCAUGCAACGGACAUUUCCUUGACCUGUAAGAGUAUAAUACUACAAUACACACGCAACCCGCAU